This is a messenger RNA of Drosophila montana, 1760 nucleotides long. Its product is annotated as SAM50-like protein CG7639. Gene Ontology annotation, biological process: protein insertion into mitochondrial outer membrane; mitochondrial respiratory chain complex assembly. The record is from RefSeq and is a predicted model, not a curated record. NCBI's taxonomy places the organism in Eukaryota, Metazoa, Arthropoda, Insecta, Diptera, Drosophilidae. The coding region runs from base 240 to 1577 and encodes 445 amino acids. The transcript has 5 exons. Gene Ontology annotation, cellular component: outer membrane.
AUUAUUAGUUGGUGCCGCACGCGUGCGUUUCAAGUCGAAAGAAAUUUGUUAAAAAUUGUCUGGCAAAGGCGCCUUUCAGUUUGUUUAUAUUUUAUAAAAAUUUCUAACUGAAUCCGCCAAAUUCGACUGUCGCGUGUGGCCAGCAAACGCAGUGGCACGAAAUCAGUUGUUGCCAGCCAACUAACACAAACAUCAUCAACACCUGCCCCACCAGUCUCCCCACUAAAGAACCCACAGAAAUGUCCAAGUCGCCAAAUGGCGGGUCCUCGCCUAGGGAUCCGAACAGUAAAUACGAUCUGAGCAAAAUAAACGCACGCGUGGAUCGGGUGAACGUGAGUGGGCUGCUCCGCACCCACAACGACUAUGUGAUGCGCGCCGCCGAGGGGCUGUUCAAGGCGGACAACUUUCAGCAGCUGAUGCUGGAGGCGAUGGCAGCCAAAUCGUAUCUGCAUGAGCUGGGCAUAUUCAAGGAUGUGAGCGUGCACAUUGACAUUAGUCGGGGUGCGGAUGCCUCACCCCAAGGGUAUGAGGUGACGCUCAAGGGCAAGGAGUACACACGCAUCAUGGGCUCGGCGGGCACGGAGAUUGGCCAAAACGAGGGCUCUCUACGCACGGAGCUGACCAUACCGAAUAUACUGGGCCGCGGCGAGAGCAUAUCGCUGCAGGGCAGCUACAGCAGCACCAGAGCAAACGAUCUGCAGCUCAAAUUCUGGAAGCCUUUCUUUCACACGCGCUUCCGAGAGAAUCGACCCGAGAUAUCGUUCAGCAUAUUUCGGCAGACAGAUCGAUAUGACAUCAGCUCGUUUCAGACAACUAAUCUGGGCUAUUUGCUGGACUUUAGCGCACACACAAUGCUGGGCGUGGAUCUCACACACUCGCUGCAGUAUGAGAACUCGAUUAGGGACGUGGGUCUGUUGAACAAGUCGGUGCCCUUCGCAAUACGCGAUCACAGUGGACCCAAAUUGGCAUCGCUGCUGCGUUAUUCGCUUAUCUUUGACAAUCGGGAUGCCAGCGUGUUUCCCACGCGCGGCUUUCUGCUGAAGUCCGUCAACGAGUAUUGCGGCUUGGGUGGCAACAUUGCGUACACCAGCAGCACGGCGCACGGGGAGAUGAACGUGCCGCUUUUUGCCGGCUUGGUGGCACAGUUCUGUGCACGGGUCGGCGUCCUCAAGGAAACGAAAAAGACCACUGUGCUGCCCAUUAACAAUCUAUUCUACUGCGGUGGACCGCUGACUUUGCGCGGAUUCAAGUACGGCGGCGCCGGGCCAGUCAUCGAUGGCACGCCCAUUGGUGCACAAACGUUUUGGUGCACGGGCGCACAUCUGUGGACACCGUUGCCGUUCGCAGGCGUCUUCAAGGGCCUGGCUAGUCAUUUUCGGUUGCAUUUCUUUUACAAUAUGGGCAAUAGCAAUUCCUUUACAACGGACAACAUGCGCAGCGCCUUUGGCUUGGGCCUAGCUGUAAAACUGGCCGAGCGUGCUCGGAUCGAGCUGAACUACUGUGUCCCGGUGCGUAGGCAGAGCACUGACAAGGUCUUGAAUGGUUUCCAGUUUGGCAUUGGCUACGAGUUCGUCUAAAUCUAAGAUUUAAAUUGCAAGUGUACUUAGCUAUAGAAGCCUGAGAGUCGCCCACAAAAGCAAAUAUGCGAAAUGUUUAGCUGCCCAACAAUAGUCACUGUUCAAUUUUACUCCAUGAUAUCUUGUUGUAUUUUCUUUGUCAAUGCAUUUUUCAUCCUAAAAUUUAUUUGUAAACUAGAACAA